Molecule: messenger RNA, 9506 nt
Organism: Manduca sexta (tobacco hornworm)
Lineage: Eukaryota; Metazoa; Arthropoda; Insecta; Lepidoptera; Sphingidae
Gene: TOR1
Product: serine/threonine-protein kinase mTOR
Exons: 11
Coding region: 1-7254 (2417 amino acids)
Biological process (GO): negative regulation of macroautophagy; TOR signaling; protein phosphorylation
Cellular component (GO): nucleus; TORC2 complex; TORC1 complex
Molecular function (GO): protein serine/threonine kinase activity; protein binding; protein-containing complex binding
Source: RefSeq, a predicted model, not a curated record
AUGACGAAUUACCAAGUGUCUGAGUUAGUGGCAGGGUUGAAGUCUCGUAAUGCGGAGACCAGGCAUAAGGCAAUCCGCGAGCUUUUGCAUUUUGCGAAGACGGACCUCCGAGAGAUGUCGCAGGACUCGCUCACGCAGAUGCUCGACGACUUCAACCAACACAUACACGCCAUGACCUCCAGCUAUGACAACAAUGAGAAGAAAGCGGGGAUUUUAACCAUAGUGUGUUUAAUUAGUGGAGAAACUGAGACAACGAAAACAAUUCGCUAUGCAAAUUACUUAAGAAAUGUAUUCCCUUCCAAUGACACAAAUGUAUUGGAACUUGGAGCAAAGACUAUGGGCCGUGUGGCUGCCGUACUGGGUGUCAAAAGGGGAGAAUAUGUUGAGAGUGAGAUUAAAAGAUGUUAUGAAUGGCUGGCAGAAGAAAGGAAUGAGGCAAAAAGACUUUCAGCUGUCCUGAUACUCAGAGAGCUGGCGAUAGCCAUGCCUUCAUACUUCUAUCAGCAUGUGAAUGGUUUCUUUGAUCACAUCAGGCUAGCCAUAAGGGAUCCGAAAGAACAAAUCAGGGAAGCUGGUGCCAAAGCUCUCAGGGUGGCUUUAGUAGUAACUUCUCAAAGAGAACAACCUGAUCAGAGUAAAAGAGCACAUUGGUACAUCCAAUGCUAUGAGGAAGCUUCAACAUCAUUCACUGAUCAGGCUAAUAGAGAAAGGGGUUUGAGUAGAGAUGAUCAUGUGCACGGAGCCCUGUUGAUUUUAAAUGAACUCCUCAGAUGUUCAAAUGCAGCUUGGGAAAAGCAGUACACAAUACUCAUGCAGAAGCUUGAUACAGAGCAAGAUUCAUCAGAUGAAAUGUCAUCAAUCAGCACAAAGAUACACGGUUCAUGGUCUCCCCAACACUUCUCUGAUGACAGAAAUAAUCCUGUUAUCUAUGAAUCAGCUAUAUGUAAAAAGAUAAUUGAGCAGGAGUACGACAAGAUUUCUGCUGAUAUAAUGGCACAACAAAUAUCAAGACCUCACCAUGUUCAUCAAAUGCUUCUCUUAUUGAUACCAAGACUUGCAGCUUUCAAUAAGGAAGUGUUUGCGAAACGCCAUUUGAAAUCAACUAUAAACCACCUUAUAACAUUUCUAAGAAGUAGAGAAAAAGAAAAGGCAAUGGCCUUCACUACAUUAGGUUUAAUUUGUGUCACCGCAGAGGCUAAUAUUGAACAAUAUUUACCAAGGAUCAUAGAAAUCAUCAAAAUAACGUUACCCCUUAAGGAUACGCCAAAAAAACGGAAUGGAAUAGAAACUCCUUUAUUCAAUUGCAUAACUCUGCUAGGCAUAGCCAUGAAAGAGACAGUUGCUGCCGAAACAAAGGGGUUGUUAGAUUCAAUGUGUGCUACUGGACUGAGUCCACAAUUGACUACAUGUUUUAAAGAAUUGAGUCACAACAUACCUUCAAUAAAGAAGGAUAUAACAGAUAGGUUGCUAAAUAUAUUGUCACUGAUAUUACGUAAAAAGCCUUACGCUCCCAAUAAUGGCGAAAAUCACAUAUACCACAUGUUCACAACUGCAAUGUUGGUGGAGCCUCACGACGCUACCAAAUUAAUAUUAGCAUUAAGAACUCUGGGGUCUUUUGACUUUGAAUGGAAUAAUACAAUGAUGUCGUUCAUAAGGCGGUGCACGGAUCAUUACCUGCUGACUGAGCAGCAUGAUGUUAGGAUAGAAGCAGUAAAAACUGCUGCAAAGCUCCUCAUCAAAGCCAUAGAAAAGUGCGUACAAACGAACUCACGUACUUUAAAUCAACUCAUCGAUGAAUCAAUAGGUAAACUCUUGUCUGUGGGACGUUCAGAUUUUGACUAUGAAGUACGGUAUAGAGUGCUAGAAAUAUUUAUGAAUCCCAUUUACGAUCGGUAUCUAGCUGUGGAGGACCACUUGGACUGCCUUUUUGUCGCAGUUAAUGACUCAAACUCUGACGUUAGUGAACUGGCUUUGUGCAUCGUUGGACGGUUGAGUAACUUAAACCCGAGUUACACAACUCCAGUACUUCGACAAUUAUUCGUUCAAGUCUUGCUAGAACUCCAACAUUCAGAAUCGGCGCGCAAUAAGGAGCAAGCUUUGAGAAUGGUGAAUAAUAUCAUUUCGCACGCGCCCACGAUCACUCGCCAAUUUGUAGACACAAUUCUCAAAGUUCUUGUUCCGAAAUUAAAAGACGAAGAGAGUAAUGCAACGAUGGUCUCAACAACCUUGAAGGCAAUAGGAGACUUGGCCGAGGUGAAUGGCGGCGGCAGUGCCUUGCACGAGUGGCUGCCUGAGCUAUUGUCUCUACAGUACGAGAUACUGGCAGAUCCAAACCAGUUUGAAAAGAGAAGUGUAGCUUUGUGGUCGUUUGGGCAGGUAGUCAGCGCUACAGGUUAUGUCAUCGCACCGUACAUGGAAUAUCCAAAUCUCAUGGAUUUAUUAUUAAACUUUUUGAAGUCGGAGCAGCAACCGAGAGAGCGACGGGAAACGAUUCGUGUUUUGGGAUUAUUAGGUGCUCUAGAUCCGUACAAAUACAAAGUUAAUCAAGGCUUAAUAGAUUUUCAAACUGUGUCUACUUUGAUACCCACUAAGGAAUCAUCGAAUGAUAACUUUGACACGAAUAUAAGCGAAAUGCUCGUCAACAUGUCACCGUUAGUUCUCGAUGAAUUCUACCCCGCAAUUGUGGUGACGUCUCUGAUGCGGAUGUUGCGAGACCCGCUGUUAGCACAGCAUCACAUUAGUGUUGUACAUUCGGUCACGUUUAUUUUCCAAUCCUUGGGGAUAAAAUGCGUCCCUUACAUAUCCAGGGUAACGCCGAGCCUCCUAUAUGUGAUACGUACCACAGACAACAGCAUUUUCCGUGAGUUUUUGCUUACACAACUGGCGCAAUUAAUAUCUGUGGUUAAAAUACACAUUCGAAACUAUUUAGAAGAAAUAUUUGAUAUGAUCAAAGAAUAUUGGACACCAAACAGUCAGUUGCAGCCAACCCUCAUAAUGCUAAUAGAACACAUAACUGUUGCCAUCGGCACUGAAUUCAAAAUAUAUCUACGUAAGAUACUGCCGAAUAUAUUGAGAGUGUUGAAGUGCGACACGAGCAAAGACAAGUUUUUGACCGAGAAAAUGCUGUUAGCAAUACAGAAAUUCGAGAACAAUCUUGAUGACGUUCUCCUGUCCGUGAUACCAGCUAUUACGGCACUGUUCGACGGCAGGAAUGUGCCGCUUGCUAUAUCCAAAUUGGCUAUGGAGACGAUCGAGCAUUUGUCCAUGUAUUUAUACUUGAAACCUUAUUCGGCGAUCAUAGUUCAGUCUUUAGCUAAAGUUAUAGACAACAAUCCGUCCUUGAGGCUGCCUGCUUUAAGUACCCUUCGUGCCAUGAUAGUACAAUUGGGGCGUGACUACAUUGAUUACAUACCAUCCGUGGACAGGAUUUUGACCAAACAUAAGAUACAGUGUCCACAGUACACGGUGCUGGUAACCAGACUGCAGAUUAUAUCAACUCUAGCAUCCGAUGAUGAUUACUUGGAAGAAACUCGGUCGAGAUUGCGCAAUAAGAAAAAUAUGGUCACCAAUCCAACAGACCUUCAGAGCAUCCAGAAGUUGACUUUAAACGUACACAACUUGCGUAAAUGUUGGUCGGUGAACAACAUAGUGUAUAAAGAAGACUGGGCUGAAUGGUGGCGACAGCUGAGCGUCGGUUUCCUCACCGAGUCAAACAGUCCGGCGAUCAGAGCGUGUUCUACUUUGGCGCAAAACUACCCGCAAUUGGCCAGCGACUUGUUCAACGCAGCUUUUAUGUCUUGUUGGACGGAGCUCGAUGACAUGUCUCGCAGGGAACUUGUUAUUGUGUUAGAGAAAGCACUCACUGUACCUGAUUCGUUGGAGUUGUCUCUGGCCGUUCUAAACCUGGCUGAGUUUAUGGAACAUUGUGAAAAAGGUUCCUUACCUAUACCGAUAAAAUUACUCGGAGAUACAGCAAUCAAUUGUAGAGCUUAUGCAAAAGCUCUAUACUACAAGGAAGAAGAAUAUCGCAGAAAUCCAUCUACAAAAGUCAUUGAAGCUCUGAUCUACAUUAACAACAAGUUGCAGCGAAAGGAGGCGACUAGUGGCUUGAUAGAAAAAGUUAUCAAUCAGAAAAAGAAUGGCGAAUGUGCGCUGAACGUGCAUGUGCAGUGGUAUGAACAGCUCAACAACUGGGAGCAAGCUUUGGAACUUUACAACAAGAAGCUGGAUGUGGAUCCACAAGACCAUGAGUCCAGGCUGGGUUCAAUGAGAUGUUUAGAAGCUAUGGGAGAGUGGCGCAGAUUGUAUAUUUUGGCCACUGAACAAUGGGAAUCAAUGACUGAGGAUGUUAAGCUAAACUCUGCCAAAAUGGCGACCGCGGCCUCUUGGGGCCUGCAAGACUGGGACUCCAUGAAGAACUAUGUCCAAUUAAUACCAGAUAAUACGCAAGAAGGCGCGUUUUAUAGAGCCAUCAUAUCAAUUCAAGAAAGUCAAUGGUCAGAUUCAAGGCAUUACAUUGACGUAGCAAGGAGCCAGUUGGAUAUGGAGUUGACAGCUGUGGUUGGUGAGAGUUAUCAAAGAGCCUACGGGACUCUAGUCAACGCUCAGCUACUUACCGAGCUAGAAGAAAUCAUUACCUACAAACUAGUCGACGAAAGGAGAAACACGAUUCGCAAUACUUGGUGGGCAAGACUGCAGGGUGGUCAGCGGUUAGUUGAAGACUGGCGUAAAAUAUUGCAAGUGAGGAGUCUGGUGUCAUCGCCCCGGGAAGAUGUUCAGACUUGGUUGAAAUUCGCUUCAUUAUGCCGAAAGACUGGUGCGGUUAACCAAGCCCACAAAAUCGUGCUGUCGAUAAUAGGCUGCGAUCCCCUUGUGAAUCCAGACGUGCUCUUGCGCAUACAAGACCCUCGUAUCGUACUCACUUACAGUAAAAACUUGUGGGACCUCGGUAAUAAGCGCCAUCCUUACGAAGUAUUGCAAAGAUUCGUGGAAAAUGCCGAGCCCGAUUCCGAAGAGCAGUGUCGCCUACUGGCUCGGUGUCACCUAAAGCUCGGCUCCUGGUGGGAAGCUAUACAGGAGAUCAACGAGUUAUCCAUACCAGAAAUUCUAAGGAAUUAUUCGGAAGCGACAAACCUCGCACCAGAUUGGUACAAAGCAUGCCACGCGUGGGCUUGCAUGAAUUUCGAAACCGUUUUGUUUUAUAAACAACAAGAUAAUAUCUCGGACAGUAGUAUCGCCGGUGGUUCCGGAGAAAAGAAAGUGUCACGAGCCGACUUCAUAAACACGCAUACCAUACCAGCAAUCGAAGGGUUCUUCAAAUCUAUCAGCUUAGCGAAUGGCAACGCGUUACAAGACACGUUGAGGCUUCUGACAUUGUGGUUCGAUCACGGUCACCACCCGUCAAUUUACGACGCUUUGUUCGAAGGAAUACGACAGAUAGACAUAAAGAUAUGGCUUCAAGUGAUUCCACAACUUAUUGCCAGAAUUGACUCGCCUAGAAGCUUGGUGGCUAAGUUGGUGCACAUUCUCCUAAUAGACAUCGGCAAGCUGCAUCCUCAAGCAUUAGUAUAUCCAUUGACGGUGGCAACAAAGUCCUCAUUUGCGACGAGGAAGAAUGCAGCGAAUUACAUUUUGAAGACCAUGUGCACGCAUUCGCAGAACUUGGUCAACGAAGCCGCAAUCAUAUCUGAAGAGUUAAUAAAGGUGGCUAUAUUGUGGCAUGAUCAAGUGUACAUAGCGCUGGAUGAGGCUUCAAGGUUCUGCUUAAGUGAAAAAGAUUACAAAGGCAUGUUUAAAUCUCUGGACAAAAUGCACGCCAUGUUGGACAGACCUCCAGAGACAUUGAAAGAAGUUUCAUUCCUGCAGAUGUAUGGAAGGGAUCUUAAGGAAGCUCAGCGUUGGUGCGACAUGUAUAAGGAGACUAACGAAGACAGAUAUCUGAACGAAGCUUGGGACCUGUACUACCACGUGGUGCGUCGCAUCCAAGCGCAGUUCCGUUCGCUCACGUCUCUGGAGCUGCAGUAUGUGAGCAAGCGCCUGCACACGUGCAAGGACUUCGAACUGGCUGUGCCUGGCUCAUACGUCCCUAAUCAGAAGAUUAUAAGGAUAUCAUACAUUCACAGUCAUUUGCAGGUAAUAAAAUCAAAACAGCGUCCACGGCGUCUCACAAUUCAGGGAUCGGACGGCAAGCAAUACAUGUUCCUCCUGAAAGGCCACGAGGAUCUCAGACAGGACGAGCGAGUGAUGCAACUGUUCGGGCUAGUUAACACCCUUCUACAAGCUGACAGUAACACCUACCGCCACGAUUUAGCGAUACAACGAUACGCUGUCAUACCACUGUCGCCUAACUCCGGCCUCAUAGGCUGGGUGCCGCAAUGUGACACCCUGUAUAAUCUUAUAAGCGAUUAUAGAGACAAGAAAACUAACAAGAUGGCGUUGAAUACUGAACAGCAGAUCAUGUUGCGUAUGGCGUCGGAUUAUCAGAAGUUAAUGUUGAAGCAUAAGGUGGAGGUGUUCGAGCAUGCACUUUCUCAAACCCCAGGGAACGAUCUUGCAAGACUCCUGUGGCUCAAAAGCCCUACAGCCGAAGUGUGGUUCGAGCGUCGCACGAACUACACCCGCUCGCUGGCCGUCAUGAGCAUGGUGGGGUACAUCCUCGGGCUCGGAGACCGACACCCCUCCAAUAUCAUGCUGCACAGGGUCACUGGGAAGGUGCUGCACAUCGACUUCGGAGACUGCUUCGAAGUGACGCAGACGCGAGAGAAGUUUCCAGAGAAGAUUCCGUUUAGACUGACCAGGAUGCUUAUCAAUGCUAUGGAGGCCACCGGCAUCGAAGGCACAUACCGCUUCAUAUGUGAGUCAGUGAUGCAUGUCCUACACAAGCACAGAGACAGCGUGAUGGCGGUACUAGAGGCGUUUGUGUACGAUCCUCUACUCAACUGGCGGCUGGUCGACAACGAACAUCAUUCCCUCACCGAAUCCUCAUUCUCCUCCGACAUCGAUUCUUCAUACACAUUACUCAGUAGAAGUCGAAAUCACUUACACUAUGAGUCGUUAGAGAUGCCUCCCGAAGCGAACUUGAACAAGCGAGCGAUCGCCAUACUGAACAGGAUUAGAGACAAGUUGACUGGAAGGGACUUCCCGUAUGUGGAGUCGGUGGUUAGCGUACCGAAGCAAGUCGAUUUGUUGAUCAAGCAGGCGACGAGUAAUGAGAAUCUAUGCCAGUGCUACAUAGGGUGGUGUCCGUUUUGGUAAUCGUCCAGGGAUUAUACAGGGUGAGUUUUUUGCUGGGCUUUUUGGCAGUUAUUUUAAAGCUUUGUUUCGAUCAGUAACAAAAUUUACAGAACUCGAUUUCUGCAAGUCAUUUUUACCGUUUAAAUAACCAUGGCAAAUUGCACAUGCAUAGAACUAUUGAGAUAUUCCCGCAGUAAAAACGCCUCAUAAAUUUCUUGUUUAGUAAGAACUUACUAAGGGAGGGGAGGGCUAUAUUCAGCAGUAGACUUCAUUUGGUUGACAAUGGUGAUAAAGUCUUUAAUUGCACAACGAUAAAGAGCAAUCAAGAAAAGAUAUUAUAAAACAUCUAUUUUUUAUAUGUUCAGUUGAUAGGUAGCCGCAAUAAAAGACCUGACUUGAAACUCUACCUAUAUAUUAUCCGAGUUACUUUCACUUGUAUAAUGAUUGAUUCCUACUGAUAUUGUGUUGAUUGAUCAGAAAAUUCUUUUAGAAUGAGAGAAGGAAAGUAAAUCAAAUAUAGUAACAUUAUAACUUAUUGUUUAAAGCUUUAUUAUUUUUUGUGUAGUCAGAAAAUAAUGGUACAUUGUAUUCGAUAUUUAUGAAAAUACGUUGCAAUGAUAUAUUACAUUAACGCCAUGUUUACAGUACUCUAUACAUUGUCCUUAAAAGUAGAGUUUGCGUGUUCGACGCCCGUACCGAUACAAAUGAUCAGCAUCAUCAGCAAAGUCUCUGGGUGUUUUGGACCGAAACUCCCCCUAAGUUCCUGACACACCUCACAACACACUUCUUCCUUACAGCCUGACCAGGAAAAAACUUGCUUUAAAGACGCCAUUUUUGGUUUUUCAUUUUGGAUUUAACGUUGUUAACAAUCAGUUCCAUAUUUUACAUAGCCAUUUUUUUUUCAUGUCAGACUACAAUAUCUAUCAUGUAAUUAAGUAUAUGUACAAAAUGUAUCCUUGUAAAUAGUUUCUGUUUAUUAUAGUUAACAUAAUUUAUUUUUCUUUACUUGUAUUUAUUGUCAUUAAGUUUGUAAGUGUUUUGUAAUAAUUAUAAUUGACUAUUGUAAGAAUUGUGUGUUUAUUAAAAUUUAACUAUAUUUCGGAUUUUAUCACUGUUUUAAUAUUUAUCACUGUUUUAGGACUUAGGGUCUCACCCUGGCCAUGAAGGCUGCAAAGUCUUCAAAACGUCGGGAGAAAACUGAAAUAUUAAAACCGCGAUAAAAUCCGAUAAAUAGUUUAAUUUUAAUGUCUAACAUUCGCGUAAACAUAAGAAAUUGUAUGUUUCUGACGUAAACAGAUUUUCCAGGAAGACUGAUAGUUCCAUAGGCUUUCGCAGAACAAAACUGGUCGUAAUAUAUUUAUUCAAUUUAGUAAUAUACACUUCUGCCUCAUUUAGAACAAAUGAUACGGAAUCAUAAAUCAAAACAAUGAUAAUACUUAUUGGAAUUUAUCGCAAAAAUGUUUUGAACAUUAAAAAUAAUUUGUCAAGGUUUGUAUUUAAAUAUUUAUUAUAUUCAUUUGCUAAAUUUAUAUUUAAAUUUUCACGUUCAAAAUAUGAGUGCGGAAUGCAAUAAUGAUUGAAUAUUGACACCACAAUACUACACCCACCGUACGUCGAGAAUGUUUGUAUUUACAAAACUCAGGGGAAGUCCCUGCUCUAGACUCAACAUUUAUAGUUAUAUUUCACUGUAGUUUCAUUGGACGUGGUUAUGUUGUAUUAACUAAUGCUUUUAGUAGGUUUUAUAAUAUGCUGUUUUAACUACAAAUAAAAUAUAAGUUUAAAAAUAAAGUACUAAGACAGUAUCGUGGCCGUGACAUUUGUUAUGUAUAAAUACAUUUCUUUAAUACCGUGAUAUUUAUAAAAUAGCGUGCAGUUGUAGUGUUCUUAUUAUAUUCAAUAUUUGACCUUUAAUAGGCUUUACACGAAUAUACUUUAUACAUAGCAUUUCAAAUUUCCAGUAAAUUUUAUUUGACAAUUAUAAUAUUAAACAGCUAAUGUAGAUAGUACUUAUUUCAUUAACGCUUAUUUGGGAGCAUGUAGUAGAAUGUGACCUUUGUAUUUGACGGCUCAUACACUUAUAUGAUGAGUACCAUUUACUCAGAAGUUUUGAAAUAGGCUCUCAGUCUUCUGAAAUUUAAUAAAAUUUGGCAUGUCUUACAUAACCUCGUCCAAGGUUAAUUGUUAAAUUCGUGUUACGUUAUCAAUUGUACAUAUUAGUUUAGGUAUUAAGUAUUUUGUAAUCCUUGAAUUACACAAUAAAUUGUACAUUAUUA